AUGGAACUCUUUAAAAGCAAAUGUGUUGGAAUUGUUGGUUAUGUAGAGAAAAAAUGCAUCAGCAACUCAGUUAAAUGGCACCCUAUCAUUAUCUUCUUUUCUUUUCUUCCAGAAGUCUACUCUGCAACUGCAUACUGGAUGCCUGCUGAAAAGACAGUACUAGUCAAAAACGUGCUGGACAGGAGUGGGGAUGCCUACGGCUUUUACAAUAACUCUAUGAAAACCACAGGCUGGGGCAUCCUGGAGAUCCGAGCGGGGUAUGGUUCUCAGACCCUGAGCAAUGAGGUCAGCAUGUUUGUGGCUGGCUUUUUGGAGGGUUACCUCACUGCCCCACAAAUUCAGGACCACUUCACAAACCUCUACCCACAGCUGAUUAAGAAAACUUCCAUCGUGAAUAAAGUGCAAGAUUUUAUAGUGAAGCAAGAUCAAUGGAUCCAGAAAAUGAUCAAAGAUCACAAGGAUGACCCGUUUUGGAGACAUGUAGCCUAUGUUAUGGCGCAAAUGAAUGGGCUGUAUGUAGGAGCAGUAAGGAGGGCUGAAUUAGAAGGGACAAAGCCCAUAACCUUAUUCCAGAUUCAGUUCCUGAAUGCUAUUGGAGAUCUGUUGGAUUUGAUUCCCUCACUUUCUCCCACACAGAAGUACAACCUGAAAGUUUUUAAGAGAUGGGAUAUGGGACAUUGCUCUGCUCUUAUUAAGGUUCUUCCUGGAUUUGAGAACAUCUUUUUUGCUCACUCAAGCUGGUACACGUAUGCAGCCAUGCUCAGGAUAUAUAAACACUGGGACUUCAAUAUCAUAGAUAAAGACACCAUCAGUAGUCGCCUCUCUUUCAGCAGUUACCCAGGGUUUUUGGAGUCUCUGGAUGACUUUUACAUUCUUAGCAGUGGUUUGAUACUGCUGCAGACCACAAAUAGCGUGUAUAAUAAAACCCUGCUGAAGCUGGUGGUACCCCAGUCUCUCCUAGCCUGGCAAAGAGUCCGUGUGGCCAAUAUGAUGGCAAAUGAUGGCAAACAGUGGGCAGAGAUCUUUUCAAAAUAUAACUCUGGCACCUAUAACAAUCAGUACAUGGUCUUGGACCUGAAGAAGGUAAAACUGAAUUACAGCCUUGAAAAAGGCACUCUGUACAUUGUGGAGCAAAUUCCUACAUAUGUAGAAUAUUCUGAACAGACUGAUGUUCUACGGAAAGGAUAUUGGCCCUCCUACAACAUUCCUUUCCAUGAAAAAAUCUACAACUGGAGUGGCUACCCAAUGCUGGUUGAGAAGCUGGGUUUGGACUACUCUUACGAUCUGGCUCCACGAGCCAAAAUCUUCCGGCGUGACCAAGGGAAAGUGACUGAUAUGGCGUCCAUGAAAUAUAUCAUGCGAUACAACAAUUAUGAGAAGGAUCCUUACAGUAAGGGCGAUCCCUGCAACACCAUCUGCUGCCGUGAGGACUUGAACUCCCAGAACCCGAGUCCUGGAGGUUGCUAUGACACGAAGGUGGCAGAUAUCUACCUAGCAUCAGAUUACACAGCCUAUGCCAUUAGUGGCCCCACAGUACAGGAUGGCCUCCCUGUUUUUCACUGGAACCGGUUCAACAAAACUCUCCAUGAGGGCAUGCCAGAGGCCUACAACUUUGAUUUUAUUACUAUGAAACCAAUUCUGAAACCUGAAAUUUAAGAGGGAGAUGAAGGACUAGAAGGCUGAAAAUAAGAUACCAAAGGCACUAUUUUAGCUAUGUUUUUUCAUUCAAAAUUAGUGUUAAUAAAAUAUAUUAAAUUCGGUCUGUCACUUUCA
Ceratotherium simum simum (southern white rhinoceros) is the source of this 1773-nucleotide messenger RNA. NCBI's taxonomy places the organism in Eukaryota, Metazoa, Chordata, Mammalia, Perissodactyla, Rhinocerotidae. The record is from RefSeq and is a predicted model, not a curated record.